Molecule: messenger RNA, 1083 nt
Organism: Solanum verrucosum
Lineage: Eukaryota; Viridiplantae; Streptophyta; Magnoliopsida; Solanales; Solanaceae
Exons: 6
Coding region: 1-1083 (360 amino acids)
Biological process (GO): DNA repair; DNA recombination; DNA replication
Cellular component (GO): nucleus
Molecular function (GO): DNA binding
Source: RefSeq, a predicted model, not a curated record
AUGGCUUUGCAAUAUAACACAAUAUUUGAAAUUACCAAUAACUCAAUGAACUGGAAUUUAAAAGUUCAUAUUAUUCGUUUCUGGACAGUGCCCAAUAAAUACAAGCCUGAUAUUCCGUAUAUUAUGGAGUUGAUUUUGCAAGAUGAAAAGGAGUCUAGCUAUUGGAUUGGUGUAAAGAUUGUUUGUUUGGAACUUGGUCACAGAUGGUCAUACUUGACUUGCAAUAAGUGUAUCACAAAGGUUGAUCCUUUGGGAGACAAAUAUUAUUGCGUAAAAUGCAAUGCUGAAGUUAUAUCUGUUAUUCACAGGUAUCGACUUCAAAUUCAUGUUACUGAUGAAACUGUAUAUAUAUCAUUAUUGUUGUGGAAUAAAGAGGUUCUACAAUUAAUUGGAAAGACUACCAAGGAGUUGACGGCAGGAUUUAUAGGAGGUGCUGACAUGGGUUAUCCAAUAGAACUUGAUUCUUUGAUUGAGAAAAGGCUCAUGUUUAAAGUCCAUAUUAAGGAUUCAAACAUUAACAAGAAUGAUAAUGUUUACAAAGUAGUAAAGUUCAUUGAUGAUGGAGAUGCUGACAUGGGUUAUCCAAUAGAACUUGAUUCUUUGAUUGAGAAAAGGCUCAUGUUUAAAGUCCAUAUUAAGGAUUCAAACAUUAACAAGAAUGAUAAUGUUUACAAAGUAGUAAAGUUCAUUGAUGAUGAAGCAUUACUAAAGGAAUAUUGUCAUCCUUCUCUUAUACACAAUUUGAAUGAGGCAACUCUUGAUUGUGGACAGAGCUAUGACAAAGAUAAACUAAUUGAGGUUCAGGUACUAAGCAUUCAGACCACGCUUAGAUCGAUUCUCGGUCAGCAUUCAGUAGUGUCAGUGAUCAUGCCUCCUUGUAGAGCUAAUGCACGGAAUGCUAACGCACGCAAUGCUAACACAAUUCCUCCAGUCCCAAAUCAUGAGGUUACGAAUGUAGAAUUUCAGAGGGCGAUUCAACUCUUAGCUCAAAGUGUGGAAGAUCAGAACAUCAGCAAGCCACAGUUCCUUCUAACAGUAAUGGGGGAUCAGCUGGAGCUAGGGCUUGAGAUUUUGUUCGAAUGA